Molecule: messenger RNA, 1978 nt
Organism: Leptopilina boulardi
Lineage: Eukaryota; Metazoa; Arthropoda; Insecta; Hymenoptera; Figitidae
Product: jerky protein homolog-like
Exons: 4
Coding region: 222-1808 (528 amino acids)
Cellular component (GO): nucleus
Molecular function (GO): DNA binding
Source: RefSeq, a predicted model, not a curated record
AUCGUUGCGGCGUCGUUGGCAAUCAUGGUUUCUAACAUAACCUCAAAAGUUAGUGACGACAAGUCUAAAUUGUAAAUAAACAAGAAAAUACGUAAAAUAUUAUUGUGAAUGUCAUGUAAUCAUUACGAAAUGUAUAACACUGACAAGUAUUAUUAAUUAAUUAAUUAUUUAUGUCAAAAACUUGAAAAAUUUGUGUUAUUGAAGGAAAGCAAUAAGAGAAAAUGGAUAAAGGAAAUAAGAAAUAUGAAUUAUUGGAUUUGGGCACAAAAUUAGAGAUACUUGAAAUUCUUCAAACUAAUGAGAAAAAUGGUAUAAAGACCAAUUGUUCAAAACUUAGUAGGAAAUAUCAUGUUUCAGAAACAACAAUUCGUCGAAUUAAAACCUAUCGUCGUGAAUUUUAUGAAAAACAUUUACAAGAAAAUGAAAAAAUGUCACAUCUCAAAUUAAAGAAAAAACUUCCUACAACAAAAAAUUCACUACUAGAAAAAACACUUUACCAAUGGUUUAUACAAAAAAUAGCAAUUGGACAAGCACCAUCAAGAUGUGCAUUAAUGAAACAAGCAUUGAAAAUAAAUUCCAUUGUUAAUGGUGAUCCUAAUUUUAAAGGAAGCAAUGGAUGGGUAGAAAGAUUUAAAAAACGAUUUCAAAUUCAUUCACAUUGGUUUAGAGAUAAUAAAUCAUUAAUUAAUAGUAAUGAUAAAAUGGAAUUUGUUGAUAAAUUAGAUUCAAUAAUGAAAUUAAAAAAUUUUCAAUUGUAUCAAAUUUAUAAUGCAGAUGAAACAAGUCUUUUGUGGAAAGCAUUACCAAUGACUGUUGAAAAAUUUGAAAAGAAUUCAUCAAUAAUGGAAUUAAAGAAAGAGAAAAUUACAGUCAUGGUUUGUGCAAAUGCCGAUGGUAGUCAUAAAAUUCCUCUUUUUGUUAUUGGAAAUAAAAAUAUUCAAAAUGUAAAUCGAUUACCUGUUGUUUAUAAUAGUAAAGAAGAUGAAUUUAUGACUCGUCAACUUUUUAUUAAAUGGUACAUUGAAGUAUUUUUACAUUCAAUUCGUAAAUUUCAAGCUGAAUCAGGAAGAUCAUACAAUGUUUUGUUAAUUUUAGAUAAUGCGCCAUGCCAUUUAUCGAAAUGUGAAUUAGAUGCAGUCGACGAUUUGUGUAGUGUGGAAUUUCUUUCUCCAAAUGGAAUUUUUCUUCAGCCAAUGAAUCAAGGAAUUUUUGAUGAGAUGAAAAAAUUUUAUAGAAGAAGCUUUUUGAGAGAGAUGCUUUUUGAUAAUAAUGAAUCGAGUUUAUUGAAAUCAGUUAAGAAAAUGGAUAUUAAAACGUGUUGUAUAAAAAUUGCUUCAGCCUGGUCGGAAGUAAGUGAUUUACAUAUUUAUCAAUCAUGGAGGAAAUUGAUACCAAUUUGUAAUAAUAAAAGUUCUCAAAUAACUGUUAAUGAUAUCAAAGAAAUUCUUCAAAGACUAUCAAUUUUUCAAAAUAUCACAAAUGAGGAAGUUGACACGUGGCUUCAAAUUGAUAGCCAUGAACCUGGUUGGAAACUUUUAAAUCUUGAACAAAUUGUCGAGAGUAUUCAAGGCAUUAAAACAGAAUUUGAAGAGAUGUCAACAGAUAAUUUAGAAAUGGAAUUUGAAGAUGUUCCAAAGCAAGAAAAUGAUCCACUCGAUCUUCAAAUUGAAGCUAAUGAUGCUUAUCAAAAAUUUCAGGAAUUUAGAAAUUGGUUUCAGGGACAAUGGGAAUGUGAUCCCGAACAUUUAAUAAUGCUAGAGCAAAUUAAUGACAUUACAAAGGAUAUAAUUUCGCGGAAAAAUGUUUAAUUUUUUUUUUUGUAAAUUCUACAAAAAAUUUGAAAAAUUUAAAAUAAUUAUAUUCCUAAUUAAAAUUGUGAUUUAAAUUAAAAAAAAAUGAAACAAAUUAUUUGUAAAAAGUAUUUUUAAUGUACAAUUAUUAACAAAGUACUUAAGUAAGUGUAAAUAAAAUAAAUAUU